Closterium sp. Naga37s-1 is the source of this 1074-nucleotide messenger RNA. The record is from the annotation of a GenBank genome assembly. Lineage: Eukaryota; Viridiplantae; Streptophyta; Zygnematophyceae; Desmidiales; Closteriaceae.
ACCAUCGAGUUGCUCAAGGAGCGUCGCGACAUGACGGUGCAGGAGAUCCGGCUGGUGCUGAUGAUCGAGGACCCGCGCGAGGCGGAGCGGCGGCGGCAGAUGGGCAUCGAGAAUGAAAGCGGGUGCUCGCGCGACGAGAUUGCCGACGCCUUCCUUGAGGUGUGUGAGGACCGUGUACCAGCAGAUCGCAUGGUGCUGCGCAAGCUGGCGCAGGACAUGCGAGACUGGCCGCGCCUACGGGAGGAGCCCGCCGCUGAGGAGGCAGUGGGGGCAGGCGGGCAGCGCACGUCCCCCUACGCGCAGAUCACCGACGUGGGGCUGCAGGGCGGCGCCCAGGCCAACCGCACUCCUGCCGCCUACUCAGCAUCCGCCACGUCAGCAGGCGGUGGCGGGUCGUCUGCGAGCCAAUGGGACGCGGUGGUGGAGCGAGUUGAGAAGGCGGCAGAGAAGCAGGCGGAGGAGGAGAAGGACCUCAGCAGCAAAGUGCCCCCCUGGGUGCGAGUUGAGAAGGCAGCAGAGGAGCAGGCGGAGGAGGAGAAGGACCUCAGCAGCAAAGUGCUUCCCUGGGUGAAACAACACCACCCACAUUCACAUCCCACACUCACAUCCCCCACACUCACAUCCCCCACACUCACAUCCCCCACACUCGCAUCCCUCACACUCACACCACCCACACUCACAUCCCCCACACCAAUACCACCCACACUCACGUCACCCACACUCACAUCCCCCACUCACACCACCCACACUCGCAUCCCUCACACUCACACCACCCACACUCGCAUCCUCCACACUCACACCACCCACACUCGCAUCCCUCACACUCACACCACCCACACUCACAUCCCCCACACUCACACCACCUACACUCACAUCCCACACACUCACACCACCCACACUCACAUCCCCCACACUCACACCACCCACACUCACAUCCCCCACACUCACACCACCCACACUCACAUCCCUCACACUUACACCACCCACACUCACAUCCCCCACUCACAUCCCCCACACUCACACCACCCACACUCGCAUCCCCACACUCAUAUCCCAAAUCAACCUGGACACUAG